Molecule: messenger RNA, 1152 nt
Organism: Aspergillus ruber CBS 135680
Lineage: Eukaryota; Fungi; Ascomycota; Eurotiomycetes; Eurotiales; Aspergillaceae
Product: NAD(P)-dependent alcohol dehydrogenase
Exons: 5
Coding region: 1-1152 (383 amino acids)
Biological process (GO): D-sorbitol catabolic process
Molecular function (GO): zinc ion binding; L-iditol 2-dehydrogenase (NAD+) activity
Source: RefSeq, a predicted model, not a curated record
AUGCCUAACCCGUCGCUCCAGGUGACGGCGGACCACCAAUUGAAGCAGUUAGAGGCUCCUGUACUGGCACCCAAGAAAGGUGAUGUCCUGCUCCAGGCCAAAGUGACUGGGAUUUGUGGUUUUGAUGUGCACUUUUGGAAGUCCGGCCGCAUUGGCUCGCUUGUAUUCGCAGGCGAUUGCAUUUUGGGCCAUGAAGCAUCUGGCGUGGUGCUGAAAGUUGGUGACGGUGCAAAUGACCUGAAGCCCGGUAAGACGUCCGGCUAUCACUCCCAUUACUUUGUACUUACGGGCUUUGGUAUCCCAAAUGAUCGUGUGGUUGCCGAGCCCGGCGUGCCAUGCGGUUUAUGCUUCAUGUGUACUGACGGUCGGUACAAUUUGUGUGCCGAUGUCAAGUUUUCCGGGGUCUACCCUCAUCACGGCACGAUGCAGCGAUACAAAAUACACCCUACCCGCUGGGUGCACCGCCUACCAGACAACGUAAGCUACGCUGAAGGGGCAUUGCUAGAACCGCUAUCCGUAAUCAUGCAUGGAAUCAGAAGCGCUGGUCUCAGCCUGGGUCGCGGUGUGGUUAUCUGUGGCGCUGGCCCAAUAGGCUUGAUUGCACUAGCAGCUGCCCGUGCCUCAGGUGCCCAUCCACUAGUAAUCACAGAUAUCGAGCCGCGUCGUCUGGCAUUCGCCAAAGUUUUGAACACGCAACUGGGUGCGGAAGGAAACGUACGCACAAUCCAGAAACUCUUUGGCUCUGAUGAGUACUUCGCUCCAGAGACGAUUCUUGAGUGUACCGGUGUGGAGACGAGUGUUUGCACGGCUGUGUGUGCGGUGCGUCGUGGAGGUACGGUUAUGGUUAUUGGUAUUGGGGGCGCGAUUAUGAAUAACCUUCCGUUUAUGCAUAUUUUCCUCGCAGAGAUCAAACUCAAGUUCAUCAAUCGCUAUCGGGAUACUUGGCCAUCUUGCACUGCGUGUUUGUCAGAUGGAACUCUGGAUUUUAAAAAACUGGUUACACACACCUUCGCGCUGGAACAGGCAAAGGAAGCUUUGGAACUGGCCUCGGAAUGGCAGUAUCAAGGUGUUGGUGGUGGAUGUAGUGCAGGCGACAUUUUAGGUAACACUUUAUGCAAGGUAAUAUGUGUAACGUACAUAAGGAAUGUAUAA